This is a messenger RNA of Medioppia subpectinata, 996 nucleotides long. NCBI's taxonomy places the organism in Eukaryota, Metazoa, Arthropoda, Arachnida, Sarcoptiformes, Oppiidae. The record is from the annotation of a GenBank genome assembly.
CCACCGGUCGGUGACCUCCGCUUCCGAAGACCAGUGCCGGCGAAGAAGUGGUUCAAUACAUUGAACGCAAAGAAUUGGCCCAACGAUUGCUAUCAAUCAAACUUAACCCUAAUGUCAAUACAAGACACUGUCCAUCAAAGCGAAGAUUGUCUGUAUCUCAAUAUAUUUGCACCAAGAUCAAAAUUUCUAACUAGAAAAUCACUGCUACCGGUGAUGGUAUGGAUACACGGCUUUAUUAUGGACUCCUACAGUGAUUUCAAUCCAAUUGUUUUGUCCAUCAGAGGAGAAGUAAUUGUUGUUACCAUUAAUUAUAGAUUGGGAUCUUUGGGACUGUUAUACUCGGGAACAGAUGACGCGCCCGGGAAUACACUUCUAUGGGACCAGAUAUUAGCCCUUCAAUGGGUUCAGACAAAUAUUAUCCGAUUUGGUGGCGAUUCCGAUAGAGUGACUAUAUUUGGUGUGGGAGUCGGCAGUGUCUCCGUCGGCGCUCACAUCCUAUCACCCGUCAGUCGAGGUUUGUUUCAAAACGCUGUAAUGAUGUCCGGAUCGGCGCUCACACACAGAGCUGUAGAUACACCCGAAGUUGUCCGCAAUUAUUGGUUAAAUGAGUCAAUACGGAUCGGUUGCGGGUCUAAGAAUGAUUACAGAUUUACGCCACAAAUAAUGAAUUGCCUGCGAAGAGCACCGGCAGAGAGAUUGUUAUCAAUGUCUAUAGUAGUGGGCAAUAAAAUUGGUCCACUGUUUGUCAUCGAUGGUACAAUAAUUACCAAAAGUCCGACACAGAUGUUAAAACCAAGAAAUUUUAAGAUAAACAUAACAAAAACUAGUAACCCUGGUACAAUAGACGGCGCCCAAUGGCGGCAAUACUAUUCAAUGGGAGCCAAUAUAAUAGCGCCGUAUUAUGAGUACACAAAUGAACCGAAAUCUGUCACUAAUUUCAACAUUGGAUUAAAGAUCGAUGAAUGCGAUUAUCUGUGGAAUCAAUACAACCAUUGA